AUGCAACCUCCUGAUGAGGAUUUACCUGCAAUCCAGGUCUCUUUGGAGGAGUUUGUCUUGGCUGCAGAACAAAUGUUUAAAUCAGACCAACUAGAGACUUUUAUUCGCUUUGUCCUUGCUGGACGACUCCAAAGCCAUGACAAACUUGCUCGUAUUUUUAUAAAUGCCAGACAAGGAGCUCUUGCACCUCAAAUUUCUGAAUAUAAGCUGCACAGAGACAUAGACUCUGUUAUAGGCAUUACACGAGAUUUACCAUUCCAAACACAUAUGGCCAUCUUUCCAUUGGCAUCGUUCCGUGAUAGCCUUACGGAGGACAAUCAUUUAAAAUGCCCUCUAUCUUGUCCCAAGGAUGUCAUAGGUGUUCCACUUCAUAGAAUUCCUAACAUGGCACUGGGAAAAGUUGAUCGCCGGCAUAUCACCCGCAUUUUCUUUCCUGGAUUAUAUCACCAAGGCCAAAAUCCUGCAAUUCCUCCAGAGACAAUGUCACUUAUCUAUGAAAAAUGCCUUCGCCCUGCAGUUGUCAGUCUAAAUGGUGUUGAUCGAAGCCGAUGGCCAAUCACAUAUUCAACUGCGAUGACUUUGUAUCGUGAUCAGAAGGGAAAAUUCCACUUUGGCACAAUUGAUUUCCCAUCUCAUCUUCUGGGCCAGCUAGGACACAAACUUCUGGAAUUGUUCCAGAAACAAGAUGGACUACAGGAUGCAUUUUUUGUUCACGAGCUCAGAGGAACAAAGGGUGCAUCUCAUCAUGAUCCUAGGGAUGCAAGAGCCAGACACGCUGCUUUCAAUGCUGUGUUUAAUCUCUUUGACAUGUCAAUCAUAAAGCCAGAGGACUGGGUGGUUGAUAUUGGGCUAGAAAUCCAACAUGAAGAUCAUAUCUUGCAGUGGCUCACCAAAGGCCAUCGACUUCAAUACCGAGUUAUCAGUGAUGGUGAUUGGAAUGACCUGGUAUUCAAACGCUACUUUCCACCCAAAGGAAUUCCCUCAACCACCAAAUCACUUCAGCACUUUCCAUCUGCCUCAUAUUACCGGCAAUGGCAAUCACUCCUGGAUCAGCUUGAUGAAGAUGAAUCAGAGAUUAUCCAAAAUCAUCAUCUAAUGCCAUGGUUCAACAAACUCUACUGGGUGCCUCACCCUGAAGGUGACCGUAUGUGGUCAACCAAAAAAGGUGGCAAGGAAUGGAUAAUGUUGCCUCCUGGAGGACUGGGAGGUUGCCCACGCAUAGCAGUCAACACGAGAUUUUAUGGCAAAGAUGUGCCACGACUGGUUGGAGGAACUUCUUGA
Suillus discolor is the source of this 1281-nucleotide messenger RNA. RefSeq lists its product as uncharacterized. NCBI's taxonomy places the organism in Eukaryota, Fungi, Basidiomycota, Agaricomycetes, Boletales, Suillaceae. The coding region runs from base 1 to 1281 and encodes 426 amino acids. The record is from RefSeq and is a predicted model, not a curated record. The transcript has 3 exons.